This is a messenger RNA of Nomia melanderi (Alkali bee), 5150 nucleotides long. Its product is annotated as CYFIP-related Rac1 interactor B. Lineage: Eukaryota; Metazoa; Arthropoda; Insecta; Hymenoptera; Halictidae. The record is from RefSeq and is a predicted model, not a curated record. Gene Ontology annotation, molecular function: small GTPase binding. Gene Ontology annotation, biological process: regulation of actin filament polymerization.
UCGUUUGCUGCGUGCUGUUGCUUUGACAGUGUUAUAUCAACCUCUCCGAGAGUGCAGUCGUCGCACUUUCUUUCUCCGCUAAUCUCUCUCCGCUCGGCCGGAGGUAACGUAUUCUCGGCUCGAUCUUCGCACCGAUACGAAACUUGGUCACUAAAAUUCUCUUAUACACAACUAAAUAGAAUUUUAAAUAUACUUCAAUUUUCAACGAUAUUUCAUUCGGAAAACCAGACGAAGAAGGAUCGAGAGUGUAUCGGGAGCGGAAUCCUCAGUCUCGUCCCUUGGGCCGUUGAAAUAACCAGGACACUACCGAGAACGAUAAAACAAGUAUCUGCGUGCACGACAGACACAACGUGGUUCUUGUUGAGACAUUCUACGAAUUUGUGCUGCGUGUUGUGAGUGAUAAAGCGUCUUAUCGUCCCCCGGCAAACUCGAACCGUUCUCGUGUCAACAGAGAGCAGACGUUUCGGUUUAGUCUUUCCAUCGAUUUUUUUUCGUUUUCGUUUCUUUCUGUCUUUUUCCUUUGUAAAAGAGUGUACCGAGAAAAAAGUUGGUUUUUCCUGGACAAUCGGAAGCCGGCUAUUAACCAGCAGAACGGAGAACAAUGCCGACAUAUCUGAACAACUACCCUUGAGGCUAUCACACGUUCACGCAGAUAAUAAUUCGGCCGUUGAGUCAUGCUUUGCCUUCUUGCGCUACGUCUAAAGAACACGCCAACGCCGUUUGUCGGGACAGACAUGAAAUACCCCGAGCAAUCGAUAAAAUUCUCAAAUGGAACACGUUUCGAACGCGAUGAUCGUAGCGGUCAGCAGCGUCACCUUAAGGGUGAACUGAGGAACUAACCCCCAUUGAUUUUUCGCGCGAGUGUGCCGCCGCCAGUGUAGUUUACCAAAUAAGGAGAGGCCACGAGUCGCGCCGCUGCUCAACGUCAACCCCCGUUCGCACGGCAACAUGGCGGUCCGUUGAAUGACAGUUGUUGCACUCGCCUCGAAUACUUGUUGACCACCCCCGGGCUCAGAACGUGCACCUGCCAGCAUCAUGCAUCGCCGUUGUCGGCCGCGAUUACGGCAAAUCUUCACCGCGAGACACUCUUCUAAAGCGACACUUGCGAGAAGCAUGUUCUGUGAAACGAUUCAACAUUUGCUGUCGCGUUUAAGCAUCUUCUGAAAAGGUUCUUUUUGUUUCGAUACAGAUGCCUUUCAUGUUGUAAAUAACGUACGAGCAAAGGAACCCUCAAACCGAAGAUGGGCAAGCUCUUAAGUCUUUUGGCUCGAGAUGAGUCUACCUGUUGCACACCUCAAAAAUACGACGUCUUUUUGGAUUUCGAAAACGCACAACCCUCCGACUUAGAACGGGAGACCUUUGAAGCAGUGCAGAGAGUUCUGAAAAAUUCAGAAUCUAUCUUGGAGGAGAUUCAAUGUUACAAAGGGGCUGGGAAAGAAAUCAGAGAAGCGAUUUCGGCGCCUACGGAGGAGUGUCAACGGAAAGCCUAUCUGACUGUCGCUCCCCUUGUCGCCAAAUUGAAAAAAUUCUACGAAUUUUCUUUGGAACUUGAAAGGGUGGUACCGAAAAUUCUGGGUCAACUAUGUUCAGGAAAUCUGUCUCCCACUCAGCACCUGGAGACACAACAGGCAUUGGUGAAGCAACUAGCCGAGAUACUGGAGUUCGUUCUAAAAUUCGACGAGCACAAGAUGAAGACGCCUGCCAUUCAGAACGAUUUCAGUUAUUAUCGUCGAACGUUGACUAGGGCAUCCCUGACAAGGCAGGACACCGCUGAAAAGGAUCUCGUGGUCGGGAAUGAGCUCGCCAACAGAAUGUCCUUGUUCUACGCCCACGCGACACCCAUGCUUCGCGUUCUGAGUCACGCGACCAUUACUUUCUUGAUGGACAACGAAGAUGUAGCGCGCGAAAAUAUUACGGAAACUCUUGGUACAAUGGCGAAAGUCUGCUUACGAAUGUUAGAAAAUCCCAAUCUCCUGGCUCAGUUCCAACGAGAAGAAACUCAGCUCUUUGUUUUAAGAGUUAUGGUUGGGUUAGUGAUCCUUUAUGAUCACGUUCAUCCUCAAGGUGCCUUUGUUAAGGGUUCAAAUGUUGAUGUUAAAGGAUGUGUAAAAUUACUGAAGGAUCAGCCACCUUGCAAGAGUGAGGGUCUGUUGAACGCGCUCCGUUACACCACGAAACACCUGAACGAGGAGAACACGCCGAAGAACAUAAAGAACCUGCUGGCGGCAUGAUUACCGAAGCAACGUGGCUGCUGUAUCAGAACCUGAGACAGCUGGUUGCUACUCUUCCAGAACCUGAACUUAGCGGCGCAUCUUGUUUGUAUCGCUACGGAGACGUUGAAGAAGAUAUCCUCGAGUUUCCACGCGACCCAAGCAAAUCUCCUGUUCCUGAUCACGGGCUGGGGUGGUGGACCAGAUAAAAAAAACGCGAAGAACAAAAAGAAAACACGACAACAAGUCUUUCGAACCGAGUCUAAUGCUGCCCGAAAACUGCCGACUUCCUGCGACGAGAACGAAAUAGGUAGAAAAUCGCGGGAGGAAUUAAAACGAAAACAAAAAAAAUGAAAAAAAAAUAUAAAAAAAUGAAACGCGACGACUGAUUGUUGGAGGCAUGUUGCUGGCUCGUCGCCGCUGACGAUAAACGCGAUAUCUUCCUUACCGAUUCAAUCCUUACAUUGAUCGUUGCAAGUUAUCGUUAAGAUUAUCGCGACUUCUUACGUACGUUCGAGUUCCAUUGCAGUCACCCAAGUAUUAUUCUCCUGACCGGCGUCAUAUAAUUAAUAUAAUUAUUGCCCCCUUGGACGGAGAUCGAGUUAAUUGCAGCAUAUCAAUAGCGUGUUUAGGGUGAAUCCCGAUUUACAAGGUUUCGUGAGUGUUGUGGUGAGAGGUUUAAACAACGUUGUAGAUAUUGUGAAGAUUUUUAGCUAUUGUUUUCUUUGUUGAACAGUUGUCAUCGGGCGGGGAUGGUAAUUGAAACAGGUGUAAGGCACGAUCGUCGUUUGGUCGUUUCACAUUCAGAGAUACGGGAGCCGUGACUUCAGUAUUCGGGGACAGUUUUUACAUUUUUUUAAGGAAACUUUUGGACUUCGAUGCAAGACGAUGUGUUCACUAUCUUUUAAAGGAACAAACAUUUUCAUGAACGUUUGCUAUUCUAAUGUUAUUAGGGGGUGAAACGACUCGUCGACGUUCGUGCUUGUUAUCUCGUCGAUGAGCGUGCGAAUGGAAGGGAAAUUGUUAUAAAUAAGGGAUUGGACAUUGGUCGAAACUGAAAAUCAGGGACGACUAAACGUUAUUUCGAUCCGUUAUUGUCGUACGUAUUUAUGAUGACUUUGGCGACAACUAUACCGUAUACUUUGCAGGAGAUUCUCCUGCAGUGACUUCCCCCUUUCUCCUUUUUUAAGUGAACCUCCUGCAUAAUAAUACAGAAUUGAGAAACCAAAGAUAUUAUUACUAAUAUAUACCACUGCUUUUGUUAUGCAUUUAUUAUUACAUAAUAUUUUUUAUAUGGACGUUAUUUGCGUCUUCGGCGAAAGAAGUCGCGUGAUGCAACACACACUCGACCGAGACAGAUUCUUCUAUCGGAGCAAUAUUAUUCCUCGCGCUGGCAGUCGCAUUGUACACACUCUUUCUAAGUGCACGUCUACAGAUUUUAAGUGUACGAAAUCAAUUUACUAUAUACAUUUUCUUGUAUCAAGACUUUUACUAUUUGUAUCCAAUGUUAUGACAUUGCAUUAUGCAUAAGGGAUCUUAUCGCAAAAGCUGUCUUGGUCGUUUCUCUGUUAUAUUUUUCUGCGGCGUAUUGUACGUACUACCAGAAUGAAUUAUUACGAUUAGUCGUCUAUCAAAUGGAACGUAACUUUCAAUUCGGGAAGCUCCGAUAAUGAAGAAACAUAUUUAUCGAAAUAUAUACUGUUCUCAUACACGUUUCGAGUUUUAUGAAUCGUUUUGAAUUUUAUAUUUGAUACGUGGGAAAAAAGCAACAAGACAGCUUUUAGAAAUGAAUUUCUUACGUGUUCAUUGUAUUUUCAACGGUUUUUAGCGAUAUUUAUAAUAACAUUUGCCGUUAUUGUUUUGUCAAGUGUGUCUACUUGCGAAUUAAUUUUUCACCUGUGUACGAUUACAUCUUAAGGUAAUAUUCUUCAAAAUGGUUCAAUCGUGCAAACUGAUUUCUUUAAAAUAAUUCGAUUGUUCGUCUCUUAUGUCGUUCUUCGCUUUGCUUUUUAUUCUAUAAAGCUUCCACGUCACUUAAAUUUUACUUAUGUAUGUGAAUUAUUCGAAUUGUAUUUUCGAUGCAAGUAAUUAUCAAUUUUUUAAUUCCGUUAUAUUUAAUUCUGACUGUUUAGUUCAAUACUUAAAUCAGUAAAUAUAUUGCUACAAUGUACUCAUAACUUUUUGAAAUAAUAUUUUCUUUAGAAGAAAAACAUGAAGGAACAAAAGGAAUUUGAAUGUAAAAAGUCUGAGAACGGGUAUUGUAUUGCAUUAACAUUUUCGGCUUCGCAUAUUUUUAUAAAACCACACGCUUCUCACUUUUGUCUUCCAAACUUUUUCAACGAUUCUUUCGACGACGAUCAAUCGAAAUUGUUACACAUUCAGCGGGAGGAAAACAGACGUCAUUAUGGAAACAAACAUUAAGAAUUAAUCGCGUGACGAUUUUUUGAACGAAAUUCAUUGUAAUGUGCUGUAUGAUUACCAAGAGGAAUAAACUUUCGAAAUUGAGAAAUGCGAUAACUUCCACGAAUAAAUAAGAAUAUCUAUGUACAAACAAGACUAUUUCAUACGAACAUUUUUUUUGUAUUCAUGAAAUUCGGUUCAGUCGCUAUGAGAAUUUAUUCAAUCAUCCGUCUGUUUCGUAUUAAAAGAGAAGAAAUGUUUCUUGUUGUAAUGUAAAUAUUUUCUUAUGUAUGUACAGAUUUUCUUUACCUCCAACAUAAUCUAUGAGUUUCAGAAAUGUUGUUAGAUCUUUUGUUACGUUGUACCUUUAUGUACUGAAAUAAUAAUUACGCCGUGCACAGAGUUUCGGUUUGAAAAGUUUCAGUGAAACCUUUUACGACUAUUUCAUUAUUAGCGCGUUAUAUUAUCCAUUUGCGAACAUUGUUAUUUGGAAAUGAAACUGUAGACACCCAACAGUUAAUAAAAUGCAUUAUAUAAAUA